CUGCGGGCUACGGGUGGUGAGGUCGGCGCGUCCUCUGCAUUAGCCCCCAAAAUUGGUCCUCUCGGUUUGUCGCCGAAGAAGGUCGGUGAAGACAUUGCGAAGGCGACGUCUCAGUGGAAGGGUCUCCGGGUCACCGUCCAGCUCACCAUCCAAAACCGUCAAGCCGCCGUCUCCGUUGUCCCCUCCGCAUCCUCCCUUGUCAUCAAGGCUCUCAAAGAGCCCCCACGCGACCGCAAGAAGGAGAAGAACAUUAAGCACACCGGCAACAUCACCCUGGACGAGGUCUUCGACAUCGCACGGACAAUGAAGUCCAAGUCGCUCGCGAAGGAGCUCUCUGGCACCGUGAAGGAGAUUCUUGGCACCGCGCAGAGCGUUGGCUGCACUGUGGAUGGCCAGCCGCCCCACGACAUCAUCGAGGGUAUCGACUCGGGUGACGUUGAAAGAUUCUACCGUGACAUGCGACAGCGCCAAAACAUGCGCUCGCCUGUGAACCACCUUCCUCGCGAACUCCUCGAGGUCAUCUGCGAGUACACCGUCCCAUGGUUCUGGUACACCCUCGAAAGCGGCAUCGGCAACCUCGUUUUCGCCCAUGUUUGCCACUAUUGGCGCGACAUCGCGUACAACUUCCACAGGCUGUGGACGCGCAUAUCCCUCGACGACUUUUCGUGCCCCUGUCGGAAUCCGACACACUAUUGGGAGGACGUCGUGCAGGCCUACCUCGAACGCUCGGGCAAUCUCCCGCUCACCCUCAGAUUCCCGGAGAUGCCUUGCUGGGAGUACAUCCAGGAGGACGCCCAUCGCGUCCAGGACCUCGAAAUAGGACUUCCAACCUUCCGGUGGAACGGGGCGCGAUUCCUCCCUGACCUGCCGAUAUUGACGACUCUGCGUCUAGGGGCAUUCAAUCCCAUCGACGGCAACAACAUCGUCAAGCUCCCGCUGCGACAGAAGGCCCCAGCUUUGCGUUCCCUGACUCUCGCCAGCGUGCACCCUUGUAGCCUCGACGCCGACUGGGGUGCGCUUCGCGAGCUGGAGUUGAAAGACUGCUUCCGCACGCCUUUAGAGGACAUCCUCGAAGUCCUGUCGCUGUGCACCCAGAUGGAAGCCCUCCGCAUCGUAAUCACCCCCGAGCCCGACGAGGACUACAUGCACUACCCGUACCCCGACGAAGAAGAGGAGUAUGAGGAUUGGGAUCUCGCGGAGAUCCCGCGGCUUCUGCGGAUCGAGCUCGCGGGUCUCGCGAUACCGCUGAGCAACUACAUCAUCACACCGGCGCUCCAGGAGCUUUCUCUGGAUAUGAUGGAGCAGGACGGCCUGAUCCCCCAGCGCAUCGUACGCCCCGGACAUAGCUUCCCGUCGCUCAAGGGCCUUACACUCAAGAACAUAGUCGACAAUGACCCCGCGCCCAUCAUGGACGGCCUGGAGAGCGUGAAGCGACUGCACCUCGUGCAGGCAUCGCAACACUGCCAUACCCACAGCGGCAUGUUCACCGCUCUCGAGGCGCGAGCCAACGGCACCGACGUGCCCCUUCCCAAUCUUGUCGAGCUGCAGAUCGAAGCCAGGCCGCAACCCGAGGGUGAGUGGGAUUCAGAUGGCGGGGUCACUUCAUCGUGGCAUUGGCUGGACGACGAGCGCGUCAUGCGCACGGUAUACUCCAGGGUCAGGACCCCAGCUAUAGGUGGAGUGGCACGACUACAGCGCUUGAGCGUUGUAGGUCGAUGGUUUCGGUUUGGAGAGAAGUUGGUUACAUGGCUGGAGAGCCUUGAGGGUUCUGGUAUAACGACCAGGAUCGUAGACAAAAGUCACAAGGUCAAUCCUUCCUGGGUCUGA
Messenger RNA from Schizophyllum commune H4-8, 1827 nucleotides. Its product is annotated as 60S ribosomal protein L12. The record is from RefSeq and is a predicted model, not a curated record. Lineage: Eukaryota; Fungi; Basidiomycota; Agaricomycetes; Agaricales; Schizophyllaceae. The coding region runs from base 304 to 1827 and encodes 507 amino acids. The transcript is spliced from 4 exons. Gene Ontology annotation, cellular component: ribosome. Gene Ontology annotation, biological process: translation. Gene Ontology annotation, molecular function: structural constituent of ribosome.